Molecule: messenger RNA, 1350 nt
Organism: Lucilia cuprina (Australian sheep blowfly)
Lineage: Eukaryota; Metazoa; Arthropoda; Insecta; Diptera; Calliphoridae
Gene: Sply
Product: sphingosine-1-phosphate lyase
Exons: 5
Coding region: 16-1335 (439 amino acids)
Biological process (GO): sphingolipid catabolic process; carboxylic acid metabolic process
Cellular component (GO): endoplasmic reticulum
Molecular function (GO): sphinganine-1-phosphate aldolase activity; pyridoxal phosphate binding
Source: RefSeq, a predicted model, not a curated record
UAUGAAUAUUAAUCCAUGUUCGAAGAUUUGUGCCUCCAAUUAAUCCUCCUUUUCUUUUGUUAUUUACUUUCAGGCAUUUGGGUGCGUGGUAAAAGACAAUUUUUCCGUUAUCUUAAGAGAGUACCUGCGGUACGUAGAAAAAUCGAAUCAGAACUAGCAAAAGCUACAACUGAUUUUGAGAAUGAUAUUUCAAAAAGUUGUGAAAAACUUACCUAUUCCCUGCGCUUACCCGAAGAUGGUCUUAGUAAAGAGGAAAUUCUCAAAUUAGUGGAUGAACACUUAAAAUUGGGCCAUUACGAUUGGCGUGAUGGUCGUGUAUCGGGUGCUGUUUAUGGUUUCCAAGAGGACUUAGUCGAUUUAGUGACACAAGUUUAUGGUAAAGCUUCCUAUACGAAUCCCCUGCAUCCGGAUAUCUUUCCGGGUGUGUGUAAAAUGGAAGCAGAGGUAGUGCGUAUGGCAUGUACACUAUUUCAUGGUGAUGCUAAGACAUGUGGUACUAUGACUACUGGUGGCACUGAAUCUAUUGUGAUGGCUUGUAAAGCUUAUCGUGAUUAUGCCCGCGAACAUAAAGGUAUUACCCAACCAAAUAUGGUAGUGCCUCGUACCAUACAUGCUGCCUUCGAUAAGGCUGGCCAGUAUUUCAAUAUUCAUGUGCGUUAUGUUGAUGUCGAUCCAGAAACAUAUGAAGUUGAUAUGAAAGCUUUUAAAAAGGCAAUUAAUUCCAAUACCAUAAUGUUAGCUGGCUCAGCGCCUAAUUUCCCUUAUGGUACCAUGGAUGAUAUAGAAGCUAUUGCUGCUUUAGGUGUUAAAUAUGACAUUCCAGUGCAUGUAGAUGCUUGUUUGGGUAGUUUUGUGGUGGCCUUAGCUAGAGUAGCUGGCUAUAGUACCAAAACUUUCGAUUUCGAAUUGCCCGGUGUAACCAGUAUUUCGGCUGAUACUCAUAAGUAUGGCUUUGCUCCUAAAGGCUCUUCGGUUAUUUUAUACUCUGAGGGUAAAUAUCUUAAUCAUCAAUUUACCGUUACCACCGAUUGGCCUGGUGGUGUUUAUGGCUCUCCCACUAUUAAUGGUUCUCGUGCUGGUGGUAUUAUUGCCGCCUGCUGGGCUACUAUGAUGAGUUUUGGUUAUAGCGGCUAUUUAGAGGCUACUAAACGCAUUCUAGAUACUGCCCGUUAUGUGGAGCAAGGCAUACGUAAAAUAGAUGGAAUUUUUGUCUUUGGUAAACCUGCCACUUCUGUGGUGGCCAUGGGUUCAAAUGUUUUCGAUAUCUUCCGUUUAUCGGAUGCUUUAUGUAAAUUAGGCUGGAAUUUAAAUACUUUGCAGUUUCCUUCGGGGUAAGUCGUAAAACUUAUU